Messenger RNA from Capsicum annuum, 5070 nucleotides. RefSeq names its product pentatricopeptide repeat-containing protein At5g15280, mitochondrial. NCBI's taxonomy places the organism in Eukaryota, Viridiplantae, Streptophyta, Magnoliopsida, Solanales, Solanaceae. The transcript has a single exon. The record is from RefSeq and is a predicted model, not a curated record. Gene Ontology annotation, molecular function: protein binding. Bases 1216 to 4893 code for a protein of 1225 amino acids.
UUUAAACUUAAUAUCUUGCGUAAGAUUGGGAUGUAAUACAUCCAAAUGACGACAGAAUCUAAUUGUAGGGCAUUAUCGUACAUCAGAAGGUAAACCUCGGUGGUUAGGCAAUUUAUUACUUCAUUCUCGAAGAUAUACAGGAGUCACGAACAUGCCAAUUACGUUAUGGCUUAUGAUAAGUAUGAUGAUCGAAGAACGGCUGUUUGACUACUAAGAAUCAUAGUAUCUCGUUAACAUUAAUUAUUUUGAUCUUUUUAAACUUGGCUCCCAAUAACGUAGAAAAUGUGAUGUUAUGUCUCUUGUCUUGUGGCCUCUCACUAUACCAUAAAGAUGAGGGAAAAUUUUAGUGCCGAAGCAAGAAGAGAUGGAUUAUGUUCGACGGGUAUGAGAGUUAUGGCUCAAAAAUAUGCUAUAAAAACAAAUUUCAAAACCAUAUGAGCUUUUUACAAAUAAGAAAGGAUUCUAAUGUUUGGAUUUAACUGCAUUAGAAUGUAUAUAAAACGAAGCAUGAUUAGAUACAAAAAAGGAUGUAUAUGCUUUUCGGUUUUAUUUCUUGUUGCUCAAAGACUCGAUUUUCUCCGACUUUAUGAUACAAAAUCAAAUUCAUUUUUUCUAAACUCUGUAUUAAGUCAAAUGCUAAACAUAUAUGAAUUAAAGGCUUGUGGUGAGUACGGAAAGCAAGGUGAAGUGCAACUUAUAGCCAUUUUAAGGAUUUCUGUUUAAAAACUACUUGAAAUUUACGUAACUUUACAGAUUCGCUGGUUCAAAAUUAACUUCAGGUUCCAAAUAUGACUUCACACAACUUUGGAGUAAUCUGCCAAAUUUUAUUUUUGCACAAUUAAUUCGCAAAAAGAUUUCAAUUGAAUACAUAUACUAACUGUUAACUUAAAAUGGCAUGAUGUAAACUGAAAGUUCAUGAGGUUUUUACAACUGGAGAAGCUGCAGCGUACUCUGGGUGCAUAUGAAGCCGAUGAGUACAGGUUAUGCUUUCAGUUAUGCCUUGAAAUGAAAAACAAUUCCAAAUCCUCUUUUUCUACAAGCAAGGAAGCUGAACUUAUAAGAUGGGCUUUAUCACCCCUUACAGCCCAUCAUCAUAGGCCACAAAUCUCAAACAUAGAACUUUGAAGAAGCCCAACAACAACGACAUCGUACAUCAAGAACAGAACUAGUAGACUGUUGUCCCUGUAACUCCGACACAUCCCGGCCGUCGGUCGAAUGCUUCAAGCUCUCCUUAAAUUCCGUAAACACAGACAGGCUAAUUCACUUCUCUUUCACCUUUCUUCUUUUCCCAGAAAACUUCAACUUCAAUACUUCCAUCCACUUUCUUCAUCUUCUACAAAACCAAUAUAUACUAGCCAAUUAAGCUUUUCGGAUAAAAAAGGUGAGAUUUUGUACAACCCCAUCAUUCAAGAUUGUCUUCUUAAGUUAUCUGAGAUCUCCCCUGCAACUGUUCGUAGAUUUUGGAGAGUUACUGUGUUGAGUCCCAAUGAUUUUCUUGAAAUUUUGUUGGGUUUUGAAAAUGAUAGUGGAGUUCUUGAGGUUGAGGUUAAAAAGAUUGAAUCUUUAUGGGGAAUUUAUAUAUGGGCUAGUAAGCAAAUUAGGGACUUUAGGCAUCUUGAUAAGGCAUCUAGGAUUAUUGCAUCAAUGCUUGUUCGGGCCGGGUUGUUUAAGGAAGCUGAAUGCUUGGAUUCCUUGUUGGAUAGCCAAGGAGUUUUCUUGGAUAAUCAUGAGAUCUACAGUUAUUUAAUUGAAGUGUUUGUGGGUGAUUAUCGAUUAGAGAAUGCUAUUGCGUGUUAUGAUCGAAUGAAGGUGCGGGGUUUAAACCCAUCGAUUUCAUGUUACGGGGUUAUACUUGAGUUUUUGAUUCAAAUGCAUGAAACACAAUUGGCAUUUCAAAUUUAUGCUGAUGCUAUAGAUGCUGGCUUUGGAAGGAAUGUAUCUGAAGGGGGUAUAUAUGAGGGUGUUGUCAGACUGUUAUGUGCUGAUGCGAAAAUUCAGGAUGCUAGGAAUCUGGUUAAGAAGGUUCUUGUUUUUGGAAUUGAACCUAAUUAUUUAAUCCUCGAUUCUAUUGCUUCUGGUUAUUGUAAUAAACGAGAUUAUGAUGAUCUACUGAGUUUCUUUGUCGAGAUUUGUUCUAUGCCUGAUGUAACCAUAGUCAAUAAGUUCAUCCAGUCUGUCUGUCGACAGUUUGGUGUUGCAAGUGGGAACUCGUACUUGCUGAAGUUAGAUCAACUGGGUUUUGAUAUGAAUGGAAUAACAUUUGGGAUUUUGAUUGGAUGGGCGUGUCGCGAAGGAAAACUGAAGGAUGCCUUCUUUUAUCUCUCAGAGAUCCUGUCAAGAAAUCUAAAGCCCCAUAUAUAUUCCUAUGAUGCAAUUCUUAGUGGGCUUUUCAAGGAGGGUAUGUGGAAGCACUACCAAGACAUUCUUCAAGAAAUGGAAGAUCAGGGAGUAGAACCGCAAAUAUCAACUUUCAGGGUUCUUUUAGCUGGGUUUUGUAAAGCUAGGCAAUUUGAUGAAGUGAACACAGUGGUGUCUAAGAUGGUAGAUUGUAGCUUGAUCCAACUAUCGCCUUCAGGAGAUCCACUUUCUGGAGCUUUCAGAUUCUUAGGUCUCAAUUCUUCUGCUGUGAGAAUCAGAAGAGACAAUGAUAUAAGAUUUCACAAAGCAGAAUUUUUUGAUAAUCUUGGGAAUGGGCUUUAUCUGGAUACAGCAGAUGUGGAAGAGUAUGAGAGAGCUAUUGAUAAAGUCCUUAAUGAUGCCAUGCUUCCUGAUUUUAACACUUCUAUAUGUAAGGAUUACAUGAAAAAAGACAUGAAAGAUGCUAUGAUGCUGGUGAAUCAAAUGUCUAGUUGGGGGCAAGAAAUAUCUCUGGGUGCUCUGGAUACCUUAGUAAAAGGGCUCUGUGCAUCCAGCACUUGUAUUAAGACCAUUUCUGGUCUGUUGAAGAAAGUUCCAAAUUUGACAUAUCAGCUUGAUCAAGAAACUCUAAAUAAGCUUGUUCAGAAAUACAGCAAAAAGGGAUCUGUACACAAUGCAAGAGCAAUUUUGCAUGGCAUGCUAAGUAGACAUAUAAGACUUGACCGUGAAACUCAUACUGCUCUGAUGAUGGGCUUAUGCAAGAAAGGGGACCUGACAGGUCUAACUUCUUACUGGAAGUUUGCCCGAACUACUAACUGGUUACCUGAUUUGAAGGAUGGAAAAACACUCUUCAGUCGCCUAUGCAGGCGAAGACGGAUUAAUGAAGCACUGGAGCUUUUUAAAGCCUUGCUGGUGCUCUACCCUGAUGAAGUAUGUGAUUCUUUUCAUGUGUUCCUUGAAGAGCUCAGUGCUAAAGGGUUCACAAGCCCUGCCAAGGUUCUUGCAAAGGAAAUCUUAAGCGGGGGCUGUACUUCUAGUCACUCGGCUCAUAGCCAUCUUAUUCAGGAGUUUUGCAAAUGGAGAAGUUUUGGAGAAGCUGAUGUCGUCUGUGAUAGCAUGCUUGCAAAGGACUGGAUCCCCCCUUUGGAUGCAUCUCUUCAAUUAAUUCCUCAGCUGUGUAGGUCCGGUAAUUUUGACAAAGCUGUUGCGCUGAAAGAUAUUUGUUUAAGAGAUGAGCCUCCUGCUAUGAUUCCUUUAUACUGUGCUUUAAUUCAUGGGUAUUUCACGUCAGGCAGGGUUGGAGAAGCAACCAGUCUCUUCCAGGAGACAUUGGCAAAGGAGCUAUCUCUGAAUGUCGAAAUUUGUGAUGUUCUAUUUCAGGGAUACUGUCAAGCUAACAAGAGGAAGAAAGUUGAGGAGCUGCUUGGUGUUGUGAUAAGUAAGUACUUAGAUAUCAGCAUUGCAAGUUACCGCAAUAUAGUGCGGCUGAUGUGUACAGGAGGCAAGCUAUCUACAGCAUUAUGCCUGAAAGAAUAUAUGCUUAGCAAAAGCAACCCUCCUACAGUUGUGAUUUAUAAUAUUUUGAUUUAUUCCCUUUUCUCAUCUAAUAAAACAUCAGUUGUUAAUACUCUUAUACAUGAGCUCCUAGAUAAAGGACUGCAACUAGAUGAGGUGACUUACAAUUUUCUCGUUCAGGGGUUCUGUUGGUGUAAGGAUUUGUCAUCUGCCACACAAUAUCUAAAAUCUAUGAUGCAGAAAGAUCUGAGGCCAAGUAACCGUAGUUUGAGAGAGAUGAUCAAAUGCCUUUGUUGUUAUGGGGAGCUUGAAGAAGUUUUAGCCUUGAGCAAAGAAAUGGAGUUCAGAGGUUGGAAUCUUGGUUCAGUCAUUCAAAAUAAUGUAGUAGAGACCCUACUUUCUCAUGGUAAACUAGGUGAAGCCAUAAACUUUUUGGACCGAAUGGCAAUAAAAGGCCUCAUUCCUGAAAAUAUUGAGUAUAAUUAUCUUAUUAAGCGACUUUGUCAGCAUGGAAGGGUUGAUAAAUCUGUAGAUCUUUUGGACUUUAUGUUGAGAAAAGGGAAUGUGCCAGAGUCUAGUAGCUUUGAUUAUGUGAUUCAAAGUUUCUGUACUAGGCGUAAACUGGAUGUAGCGCUGAAUUUCCAUGCAGAGAUGUUGUGUAGAAAUCAAAGGCCAAGCAUAAACACUUGGAGCGUUCUGAUCAAGAGCUUAAGUGGAGGAGGACAACUUGUAGAGGCAGAGAAACAACUCGAAUCAAUGGUCCAGCUUGGUGAAAUCCCCAGGAGGGAAACAUAUACCUUGCUGAUCAACAUGUAUCGCUCCCAGAACAAUCUUAACAAGGCAUCCGAGCUCCUACGUUCCAUGCAACGUUGUGGAUAUGAACCUGACUUUGAAACUCACUGGUCUCUGAUUAGCAAUUUGAGGGAUUCAAGAGAUAAAAAUGAUGGCAAGCAGAAUGGAGGAUUUUUGUCCAGAUUUCUUUCUGAAAUUGGAUUUUCCAGAAAGAAUAAAGGGGGAUGACAGCAUAUCUUGUACCAUAGUUUGUGAAUGAUAAGCUUCUUGUUUGUUAUCCUCAUUUUAGCUUAUGUAUAUUUUUUGUUUUAGUCGGUCUUGAGUGCAGAAGACUGAAGUUGGCUCUGCCCUGCCCCCCACCCCACCCCCUUUUUUUAAAAAAAUAUAUUUAUAUCUUGGUCUCAC